This is a messenger RNA of Symbiodinium sp. CCMP2456, 369 nucleotides long. The record is from the annotation of a GenBank genome assembly. NCBI's taxonomy places the organism in Eukaryota, Dinophyceae, Suessiales, Symbiodiniaceae.
AUGGCUUGCAGCGAAGGUGAUGUCGCCCUUGCGGAGCAGAUAUCCCUGUGCUUAGGUCUCGAUGCUGCGCGGCGAGCAGCCCCACAGCUCUGGAGCGGCGAGCGCUGGAGCUCUUCCCGGAGCUUGCCUGGUUUCGGGACACCGUGUUUCUGUGGAAGAUGCUUCUCCUCCCUGCUUGCGAGUGCCCACCUGUCCAGAAUUGGAAGGCAUCUGACUCGAUGCUACGAUGGCAGUACAAGAAGGGCCGCUUCGAGGUGCAUGGCUUUGGCAGCACCAAGCUCACGCCACAGGCUUCUGCCGACCAUCCGGGCUUCUUUCAGGGGGUCCUGCGCUGGUUUGGGCAAUACGAGUCCGGCAAGAAAAGCCUGA